GGCCGGGUUCUAGCGUCCCAUUGGUCACUCCUGCCGCGGAGGCCGCGCUCGCCCGAGCGGCGACAGUUCGCGGGUCAAGUCCUGCUGACAUGUCUCCCGAGGACCCCGAGGAGACUCGGCCGCUGCUGCGGCCACCGGAAGCCAGGACUCCCCGCGGCCGCCGGGUCUUCCUCGCUUCCUUCGCCGCCGCUCUGGGCCCCCUCAGCUUCGGCUUCGCGCUCGGCUACAGCUCCCCCGCCAUCCCCAGCUUGCGGCGCACCGCACCCCCGGCCCUGCGCCUCGGAGACAGUGCGGCCUCCUGGUUCGGGGCCAUCGUGACCCUGGGUGCUGCGGCAGGGGGCAUACUGGGCGGCUGGCUCCUGGACCGUGCAGGGCGCAAGCUGAGCCUCUUGCUCUGCACCGUGCCCUUCGUGACUGGCUUUGCUGUCAUCACCGCGGCCCGGGACGUCUGGAUGCUGCUCGGAGGCCGCCUCCUCACCGGCCUUGCCUGCGGAGUCGCCUCACUAGUGGCACCGGUUUACAUCUCAGAAAUCGCCUACCCAGCCGUCCGAGGACUGCUUGGCUCCUGUGUGCAGCUGAUGGUUGUCACUGGCAUCCUCCUGGCCUACGUGGCAGGCUGGGUCCUAGAGUGGCGCUGGCUGGCCGUGCUGGGCUGUGUGCCCCCCACCCUCAUGCUGCUGCUCAUGUGCUACAUGCCCGAGACCCCACGUUUCCUCCUCACUCAACACCAGUACCAGGAGGCCAUGGCUGCCCUGCGCUUCCUGUGGGGCUCUGAGGAGGGCUGGGAAGAGCCCCCUGUUGUGGCUGAGCACCAGGGCUUCCAGCUGGCCCUGCUGAGGCGCCCUGGCAUCUACAAGCCCCUCGUCAUCGGCAUUUCCCUCAUGGCCUUCCAGCAGCUGUCAGGGGUCAAUGCUAUCAUGUUCUAUGCCAACAGCAUCUUCGAGGAGGCCAAGUUCAAGGACAGCAGCCUGGCCUCGGUCACUGUGGGCAUAAUCCAGGUCCUGUUCACUGCUGUGGCGGCCCUCAUCAUGGACAGAGCAGGGCGAAGGCUGCUCCUGGCCUUGUCGGGUGUGAUCAUGGUGUUCAGUAUGAGUGCCUUUGGUACCUACUUCAAACUGACCCAGAGCCUUCCCAGCAACUCCUCCCACAUAGGCCUGGUGCCCAUCGCGGCGGAGCCUGUGGAUGUCCAUGUGGGGCUGGCCUGGCUGGCUGUAGGCAGCAUGUGCCUCUUCAUUGCUGGCUUUGCGGUGGGCUGGGGACCCAUCCCCUGGCUCCUUAUGUCAGAGAUCUUCCCUCUGCAUGUCAAGGGUGUGGCUACCGGUGUCUGUAUCCUCACCAACUGGUUCAUGGCCUUUCUGGUGACCAAAGAGUUUAGCAGCAUCAUGGAGAUACUCAGACCCUACGGUGCCUUCUGGCUCACCGCUGCCUUCUGCAUUCUCAGCGUCCUAUUCACACUGACCGUUGUCCCUGAGACUAAAGGCAGGACUCUGGAACAAGUCACAGCCCAUUUUGAGGGACGAUGACAGACCCUUUCUGUGACUGGGAACCCCGAACUGAGCUAGCUUUGGGUUUCAGAAGGAGUGGAGUGGCCUGUAGCUGAGCCACACCUCAGUUUGAGCCUGGAGGCCCCCUGACUCCUCAGGCCUCAGGGCCCUCUUUGUCCAGAUCUCAACCCAGAUCCCACCGUGAGGUUCACCAGACUCUGAGUGUGGUCUCUGCAGCCUGCUUCACACACAGGACAUCUGAGGAGCUGUGCAGUCUCACCUGACCCAGGUGUCUCCUUCUUAAGACUAAGGCAGCUGAAGGGACCUGAGGGCUCCCUGGAGAACUUUGGGGUGUCCGUCCUAAGCAGCCACCUGUACCUCACUUGACUGGGAGAUCAGAAAGGGACUUAGCCAUAUGGGCUCAGAAACAAGGUCAGGUGAGCCCAGGUAGAAAAGAGAAUGUUCUUGCCAACCAAGCCCUCCUCAGAGCUGCGUGGAGACCCUCCGGGGUCACCCUGGGGUCAGCCAGCUUACCCAUCACUUACAGGUUCUUUCUGGCUCUUUCCUGGGCUCCGUGUCCUGGGUCAUUAGCCACCAUAUCUUGUUGAGUUUCGGGAAAUAAAAAGCCUCUUACUGUUCAACUUCA
Molecule: messenger RNA, 2130 nt
Organism: Mus caroli (Ryukyu mouse)
Lineage: Eukaryota; Metazoa; Chordata; Mammalia; Rodentia; Muridae
Gene: Slc2a8
Product: solute carrier family 2 member 8
Biological process (GO): D-glucose transmembrane transport
Cellular component (GO): membrane
Molecular function (GO): D-glucose transmembrane transporter activity
Source: RefSeq, a predicted model, not a curated record